Molecule: messenger RNA, 2327 nt
Organism: Condylostylus longicornis
Lineage: Eukaryota; Metazoa; Arthropoda; Insecta; Diptera; Dolichopodidae
Gene: sav
Product: scaffold protein salvador
Exons: 8
Coding region: 129-1817 (562 amino acids)
Biological process (GO): regulation of cell population proliferation; hippo signaling; apoptotic process
Molecular function (GO): protein binding; molecular adaptor activity
Source: RefSeq, a predicted model, not a curated record
UAGGUCGCGGCUUUUGUAAAAUAUUUUUUACGAAUUUUCCUGAAUUCUUUUGAGAUUUAUACCUAUUAUAAAAUGUAUUUUUAUUUAUUAUAAAAUUAUUAAAAAUAGCUUGUGUAAGAAAAGUAAAUAUGCUUUCAAGGAAAAAAGACAAAUCACGGGAUGGAGUAGUAGGACGUUUUACUAAGAAAGAGACACCAUCCGAAAUUCCAAUUACGAAUGUUUGGACGUUUGAUGAUAGUAAAAAUAAAGGGAAAAAUCGUCGUAAUAGUCAAACAUUGGGACCCAAAAGUGAUAAAGGGGAAACAAAUCAGAGUAAACCCCAAUUUGGAAAUAUUAAAACUUUAUCAAAAUCAACUGGUUUGGGGCAUGUGGGGAAAUAUACACCAAAUCAAUCAAUACAAAAUUUGAAUAUUUCAAGUUUUAAUGGUGGUGGUGGAAUUAGAGCUAGUGGCCGCUCAGUAUCACCUAAUAAUCAAAUAACUGGAGUGGGGAAUGUUAAUUUAACAAAUGAGUUAGAUUUUUAUCAACAACAAUCUCAAAGAUCUAAUUCUCAACCCUCAAGUACUGGUUCAAAUCAAUUACAUCCAUAUAGUAAUAUAGGGAAUAGUAACUACGUUAAUAUCGAUCAUAUUGAUCGAAUGAGACAUCAAAGCGAUUCUUCAGGAUAUAAUUCAUAUGCACAAUCAAUUGAUAAUUUCAGUAGAAAUUAUUCUUUUAAUCAAAAUCAUGCUCAUACCUUUUUAACAACGAGUGGAGGCGGUUGUCCCACUAACAGUCCUGGCGAUCAAUUCGGUAAUAAGUUAGGAGCAAUAAAGAACGUUCAAAAUAUAUCACCAAGAUCACAAUCACCUCAAGGAUUAUCGCAGUUAACAAUGGCCACUGCCAAAAACUAUAACUCUGAAAAUUCUCCAAUUUAUGAAAACCAGUCACAAGUUUCCGUUACUGGUGCUACUGGCAGAUCAGAAUCUCCUAUUUAUAGUAACACUAAUUCAAGUUUAUUAACGCCAUAUCAAAAUGUUUCUAGCAAUUCAAGAUAUGCAACUCAAACUACACAUCAAACACUUUACCCGAAUAACAAUUCAGUUUUAAGUUAUCAACAUUUAGGACAAAAUCUUGCUUUAGUUCCUACAAAAAUCCCAGUUUACCAACCAAUUAGAAAUUACGAAGCGGUUGGGAUGACUUUUGGAGAACAUUUAGUUCAUAAUGCAACCCAUCAAAUAUUACCUCACGUCCCCUCGCAGCAAUCCCUUGACGAAGAAUUACCUUUACCACCAGGAUGGGCAGCGUAUUACACAUUACGCGGCCGCAAGUAUUAUAUUGACCAUAACGCUCAAACGACACAUUGGUCUCAUCCUUUAGAAAGAGAGGGAUUACCAAUAGGUUGGGUUAAAAUUCAUAGCGCACAGCACGGGAUAUAUUAUUAUAAUCAUAUCACACGGCAAUCUCAACGAAAUCAUCCUUGUUUGACAUCGUGUUAUGUAUAUACAACUUCUGCGGAACCACCUAAAUCAAUUUUACCAGAGCCGCAACUAUCACAGUAUAACGCCCAUAACGCCUUAGUACCAGCAAAUCCCUAUUUACAUGAGCAAAUUCCAGAUUGGUUAAACGUGUAUUUUCAUGCUGAUUCUUCAAAAGAUCAUAUUUUGAAAUUUAAAAUGUUUAGUCUUCAAGAACUAGAAUGUUUCGAUGCGAUGUUAACAAGAUUGUAUAAAAAACAACUGGAACGUAUUGUAGGAUUUUAUGAACAAUAUAGACAAUAUUUAAAGACGGAAAUUGAUCGUCGAACUAUUAUGGCACGAGCUAUCAAAAAUGAUUGAGAUUAAACUUAAAAUAUACCUGAUUAAAGAUAAUCAAUUGGUGUGAUUAACAUUAUAUUAAUCGUUAUUUAAAAUAUAAAAUGCAAAAUAUUUUCAUUAAAAUUUGGAAUUUAUGACAUCAAAAUCUACGAAAAACAAAAGAACCAUUCUUUUAAAAUGUCUUAAGACUUAAAUAUCUUGCCUUUUAAUUUUAAUAUAAAAAUUUAUUUUACCAUUUCAUUUUAUAUAAACUAGUUAAAUAUUCGGUAUGUCGAAAAUUGAAAAAAUUAUAUAUAUAUAUAUAUAUAUUUACAUUUUAGAUUUGUUUUUUAAUUAAGUUAUUAUGUAUAUUUAAUAUGAAAAUUUAUACAUGCACGUAAGAGUAUUUUCCGAACUGAAUUACAUCGCAUUAAUCAUAUUUUAUUAAAUACGAUAUUAAAAAAGUAAUAAUUAUUUAACAUCAUACCAACAUUUUUACUAUUCUUUAUUUUGUAUUAUAUUUAAUAAAUGUGAUAGUUUCCCCAUUUUAAG